AUGGCUCUGCAGGAUCUAUGCAAAUUCCAAGACAUCUUUCAGGACAGCAGAACGGCCAGACAUUGUCUGGUGCCUGGUGGAAAGAAGACUGGUUGUAACUAUGUGAGUGGUUUUCCUUUUGGCAACAGCACAGGUCUGUUUACUUUUUACAUUCCAGUUGCAGAGUACCUGGAGGAAAGUCCAAUACAGUUUGGGCAAAUUAGCACUGUCCAGAGCUUCAGCACCCUCUCACCUCAGGACUGCGUCCUGCCAUCGUUCUUCUUACCCACAAGCCUUCCUUUUGCUCCUUCUCAGUCUGUCCCUCUGCCCUUCCCUAUGUCUCAUGGCACCACCACCUUGGCUUUCGUGUUUCAGGGCGGUGUGUUGGCUGCAGCAGACACUCGUUCCAGUUGCUCUGGACUCGUGGCGUGCCCAGCUUCCCAGAAGAUCCUGCCCAUUCACAGCCAUCUUGUGGGCACUACUUCUGGUACUUCAGCAGACUGUGCUCUUUGGAAACGCAUUCUGUCUCGAGAACUGCGGCUUUACCAACUCCGCCACGGUCGGCGGUUGUCCACAGGCGGAGCUGCCAAACUGCUUUCUCACAUGCUUCAUCCAUUUAAGGGAACUGAGCUGUGUGUGGCUGCCACACUGUGUGGGUGGGAUGGAGGAGACAUAGAUCGAUGCCAUAAUGAGGAUACAGAGACUGACCUUGGCGACUACACAGAAGCAACAAGGGGUCUGGGACAGUCUGCAGACACCAGUCCUGAUAAGCUCUCUUUGGCAAAGGCAAAGACUCAGAGCUCUUCUUCAACUCCUGGUGGUCAACAGGUCUUCACCAGAAAGAAAACAAGUUUCUCUGGACCCAGGCUGUUUUAUGUGUGCAGUGACGGUACUCGCCUGCAGGGAACACUCUUCUCUGUGGGCUCAGGAUCCCCUUAUGCUUACUCAAUACUGGACCAAGGAGUUAAAUGGGGACUGACAAUGGAAGAGGCCACAUCAAUUGCCAGAGAGGCUGUGUACAGAGCCACACACAGGGAUGCAUACUCAGGAAACAAUGUAGAUAUCUAUCACAUCUCUUCAAAAGGAUGGUCUCGCAGGAGUAGAGAGGAUUUGAAAGAGGAAUAUUACAGAGAAAGGGAAAGACUAGAGAGACGAAUGAGACAGGACCUGACUUUGUCCGAGUGA
This is a messenger RNA of Monopterus albus (swamp eel), 1164 nucleotides long. RefSeq names its product proteasome 20S subunit beta 11b (gene psmb11b). Gene Ontology annotation, cellular component: cytoplasm; proteasome core complex. NCBI's taxonomy places the organism in Eukaryota, Metazoa, Chordata, Actinopteri, Synbranchiformes, Synbranchidae. Bases 1 to 1164 code for a protein of 387 amino acids. The transcript has a single exon. The record is from RefSeq and is a predicted model, not a curated record.